Cydia amplana is the source of this 1608-nucleotide messenger RNA. RefSeq lists its product as uncharacterized. The coding region runs from base 148 to 1605 and encodes 485 amino acids. The record is from RefSeq and is a predicted model, not a curated record. Lineage: Eukaryota; Metazoa; Arthropoda; Insecta; Lepidoptera; Tortricidae. Gene Ontology annotation, cellular component: plasma membrane. The transcript is spliced from 10 exons.
AACAGCAACGACAUAUUUGCAUCGUUAUCGUUAAACAAUUGCUCUAAAUAAACACAUUUAUAUCGUAAUUAGUAAAUGGUACGCAGUUCGCGAAUUUAAUCAAUAAAAGAAGUGAUCCGGUCGCGUUUAAAAUUUCAUCGAGCCAACAUGGGGAUGUCACGCUGCUAUUCACUUAUGAAAUGUUUGCUGAUACUGUUUAACAUCGUAUUCCUGGUGAUAGGCCUAGCAGCCUGCGGGCUGAGCGUCUGGGCCCUAUGGGAGGGCGGAGCCUCCGCCGGCGUGGGCGGGACCGGCGCUGGCGAUGCCGCCGCGGCUCGAGCCGGGCUCUGCGCCGUGGCGGCCUGGGGCGGGGCGCUGGCGCUGGGCGCUAUCGCUGCGUUGUGGGGAGCGGCCCGUGAUGCCCCGUCGCUGUUGGCUGCAUCUUUUGCGCUGUUAGCGCUGUGUGGAGUGGCGGAGGCAGCGGCGGCGUGUUGGGGCGCGGCGCACCUGCCGCAGCUCCGGCGCGCGCUGGCGCAGCGCCUGCACCACGCCGUGCGCAGCGAGUACGGCCGCGGCGCCGCCACGCAGCUGCUCGACACCAUCCAGGCCGAGCUAAAAUGUUGCGGCGCAGAAAGCGUCCGCGACUGGCAGAGCUCGAUGUGGUCCCGCGCCGAGGCCGGAGCCUCCGACGCGGCGCCUCCGCAGCUCGACGACGUAGCCUUAGACCUGUCUGUGACCGCCCCUAACUCUUACUACUACGUACCACCUUCGUGCUGCUUGGUGAGUUAUAUACUCUGUAUCUUUAUAACUAAGCAGAGCUCGGUGCGGUCUCGCGCCGAGGCCGGAGCCUCCGACGGGGCGCCUCCGCAGCGCGACGACGUAGCCUUAGACCUGUCUGUGACCGCCCCUAACUCUUACUACUACGUACCACCUUCGUGCUGCUUGAGCUCGGUGCGGUCUCGCGCCGAGGCCGGAGCCUCCGACGGGGCGCCUCCGCAGCGCGACGACGUAGCCUUAGACCUGUCUGUGACCGCCCCUAACUCUUACUACUACGUACCACCUUCGUGCUGCUUGAGCUCGGUGCGGUCUCGCGCCGAGGCCGGAGCCUCCGACGGGGCGCCUCCGCAGCGCGACGACGUAGCCUUAGACCUGUCUGUGACCGCCCCUAACUCUUACUACUACGUACCACCUUCGUGCUGCUUGUCGACGGAGGAGGGAGGCGACGCGGCGUCGUGUGCGGAGGCGCGGCGCGUGCCGGCCGCGUCGAGCGGCGCCGCGGGGCUGCACCAGGCCGCCUGCGCGACUAGAGUCAUACACGCGCUAGAGGCGCGACAAGGAAAAGAGGUCGACAGACGGACCGAGAACGCCUGGAAGAGCUAUUGGUCCAUGAAACACCUCAUGAAGGGAGACCUACCUCUGUCUCUCAAACGUAGACUCAUGGACAUGUGCAUACUUCCAGUCCUCACCUAUGGUGCUCAGACUUGUAACAAUGUGUUAUGUUUCCAGUCGGGUGCGCGGCUGCCGCUAGCGGUGGGGGCGGCGCUGCUGGCGCUGCACGCGCUGGCGCUGCUGCUCGCGCUCGCGCUCUGUCUGCGCGCGCGCCCCGCCCCGCGCUAUAAGGCCUAGGAC